Molecule: messenger RNA, 1173 nt
Organism: Thermochaetoides thermophila DSM 1495
Lineage: Eukaryota; Fungi; Ascomycota; Sordariomycetes; Sordariales; Chaetomiaceae
Exons: 3
Coding region: 1-1173 (390 amino acids)
Source: RefSeq, a predicted model, not a curated record
AUGGUUUACGGCGGGAAGCCUUCGCGGGAUGUCGGACGUGUCGCGCGCCCCGGAUCAAGUGACGAGCGCUCACCCAGCCCUCCAACUCCCUAUGCCGGUGGGAGUAGUAGUCCUCCGCCGAGCAUCGCCGUCCCCCUUGCGCAACAGGCAUCAUGCUACUUCGCCUCUAACUUCAUAAUCGUCCCCCUCAAGAACCAAUAUCCCGGCCCGCAUGGUUUCAUGGAGUAUCUUGUUCCGCUGAUGAGGAACGAACCCGCCGAAAGCGCCUUGCGAUACGCAUUCAACGCAUGUGCGUAUGCUCUGCUGGGUAACCGCCACAAGGCCGACAGUGUCAAUCUAGAAAGGUUCUCGUUGAAAGAGCACGCCCUCGCGCUGGCGCAGACGCAGAAGGCACUGGGGAAUGCGGAGACGGCGACGGCGGACUCGACGUUGGCUGCGAGCAUAACAGCCCAUCCACAAUCCCGCCUGCUCGCCUGGCGCUCCCACAUUGACGGCGAAGUAAAUAUCGUCCUGGCUCGCGGCUGCGAGGAGCUGUGUCGCACGAAACUCGGCUCUCUUCUCUUCACUUCGGUGCGCCACCACCUUUUGUCGCGCACACUCUAUCAUGACACUCCCUUACCGCUGGGGGCUGACUGGUGGAUGUCUGCUGGGGACACGAAUUCCCUGCUCUCUGGAGCGCAAAGAUUAGCAUUCAGGUAUGCGGAGUUGAGGGCUGAGGCUGGAAAAGUGCUUGUCCCGAGCGUGGUGCCUGAUGAGGUCAGGGGGAAGGUUAGGGAGUUGUACUCGAAGGUAAAGAUGGUAGAUCACGAGGUUGAGAGGUGGUUGGGGGUAAUUCCGGGGGAGUUGAGAUACCAGGCGCUGGGUUGGGUGCAGAGCAAGGGAACAAGUCCCCCUGCUGGGCUCAAUUAUGGCGAUCUCGAAGCCUUUCCCGGCCGCGUCGACGUCUACCCCGAUUAUGUAACCGCCAGCGCAUGGAAUGUUGGGCGCGUGACGCGCCUGCUUCUCGCUUCUUUGGCACUUAGGCUGACGGCGUGGAUCCACUCCCUGGUCGACUACCGGUUAACUUCAAAGUACGAAGUCUCGAAACUGGUCUGCAAGGAAAUGGUCGAGGAUAUCAUCGCCUCAGUACCCUUUCAUCUCGGCUGGCACCUGAAACGCAAGGAUACUGGAUAA